GCCUCUCUCUUCCUCUGGGUUUAGGACUACCCUCCCCAUUUGCUGCUAUAUUUAUCUGCCUUCUUGGCCAUAAAAGGCUGGCUGUGUGGCUCUGACAUUCUACUGCCUGACCACAUGCAUUAUUUUUGAACUGGCCCCCAGGGUCUGUCUUUAGCUCUGCCUCUUAACUUUUUCUUGGAUUUGACCUACGUGGGUUUUUCAUUCUCUCACCCAGCUCUACGGUCACGUCAGAACAUUUCCACCACCAUCCCUCCUUUGGAAGCUGGCUGCCUGAUUCCCUGGGGGCACACGAUGUCUCUGCCAUUUUAUCAGAGAUUGCACCAGCACUAUGAUCUCAGCUACCGCAACAGGGACCUUCGCACCGCGAUGAGCCAGUACCAGCAGGAGAAGAAAAGCUCCGCCAUCUACACCCACGGCUCCGCCGCCUACAGCAGCCGCUCCUCCGCCGCCCACCGCCAGGAGUCCCAGGCCUUCAGCCAGGCGUCCGCCUCCUCCUACCAGCAGCAGGCCUCCCAGGCCACCGAGUUCGCCCAUUCGUCCGCAGUCAGUCAGAAGGCGGCCUCAGACUACGAUUAUGGCUACUCCCACGGACUUACAGAUUCCAGACUGAUGUUAGGUUAUUCAUCCAAGUUGAGCCCCCAAACAAAGAGAGCCAAGAAGAGCCUUCUCUCUGGAGAGGAGAAAGAAAAUCUGCCAAGUGACUACAUGGUGCCCAUUUUCUCCGGUCGCCAAGUGCACGUCAGUGGAAUUACAGACACAGAAGAAGAAAGAAUUAAAGAAGCUGCUGCUUAUAUAGCCCAGAGGAAUCUUCUUGCUAGUGAGGAAGGAAUCACGGCAGCCAAACAGUCCACGGCAGCCAAACAGUCCACAGUAUCCAAACAGUCCACGUCCACCCUUCACCGGGAGGAAGCUGUUGAGAAGAAGUCGAGGAAAGUUGCAAUUCGAGAAAAGGCAGAACACCUGUCACUGAAGAAAACAUUAGAAGAAACUGAGGCAUAUCAUAAAAAGUUGAAUGAAGAUAGUCUUCUCCAUGCUCCUGAAUUUAUCAUUAAACCUCGUUCCCACACUGUUUGGGAGAAAGAAAAUGUCAUAUUACACUGCUCUGUAGCCGGCUGGCCGGAACCUCGUCUCACGUGGUAUAAAAACCAGGUGCCAAUAAACGUCCAUGCAAACCCUGAGAAGUAUAUCAUCGGAAGCCGAUAUGGAAUGCACACUCUGGAGAUAAACGCAUGUGAUUUUGAAGACACCGCUCAGUACCGGGCCUCCGCCAUGAAUGCUAAAGGAGAGCUUUCGGCGUAUGCCUCGGUUGUGGUAAAGAGGUAUAAGGGAGAGCUUGAUGAGACUCGCUCCCAUGCAGGGGUUUCCACCUUGCCACUCAGCUUUGGUGUGACCCCGUACGGUUAUGCGUCCAAGUUUGAGAUCCACUUUGAUGACAAGUUUGAUGUGUCUUUUGGGAGAGAGGGCGAGACGAUGAGUCUAGGCUGCCGUGUAGUUAUCACUCCUGAAAUUAAACGUUUCCAGCCGGAGAUCCAGUGGUACAGAAAUGGGGUACCUGUUUCUCCAUCAAAAUGGGUGCAAACACACUGGAGCGGAGAUCGGGCAACACUCACAUUUUCUCAUCUCAACAAAGAAGAUGAAGGUCUCUACACAAUCCGUGUACGAAUGGGAGAAUAUUAUGAACAGUAUAGCGCUUAUGUCUUUGUUCGAGAUGCUGAAGCAGAGAUCGAAGGAGCCCCAGCCUCUCCCCUGGAUGUGGUGUGCUUGGAUGCCAACAAAGAUUAUAUCAUCAUCACUUGGAAGCAGCCGGCUGUGGACGGAGGGAGUCCUAUUCUGGGAUAUUUUAUUGAUAAAUGUGAGGUGGGCACGGACACCUGGUCCCAAUGCAAUGACAUACCUGUGAAGUUUGCUCGUUUCCCAGUCACUGGAUUGAUAGAAGGUCGUUCUUAUAUAUUCCGAGUUCGAGCUGUGAACAAAACUGGAAUAGGCCUGCCCUCUCGAGUUUCUGAGCCCGUGGCUGCUCUGGAUCCAGCUGAAAAAGCGAGACUUAAAAGUCGCCCUUCAGCACCUUGGACUGGACAGAUCAUUGUCACUGAGGAGGAACCGACAGAGGGAAUUAUUCCUGGGCCCCCCACAGACCUCUCCGUCAUCGAGGCCACACAGAGCUAUGUGGUACUAAGCUGGAAGCCGCCUGGCCAGCGUGGCCACGAGGGCAUCCUGUACUUUGUAGAAAAGUGUGAGGCGGGAACAGAAAACUGGCAGCGGGUGAACACGGAGCUCCCUGUGAAGUCUCCCCGCUUUGCUCUGUUCGACUUGGUGGAGGGGAAAUCCUACCGUUUCCGAGUCCGCUGUUCUAAUUCAGCAGGAGUUGGUGAGCCCUCAGAGGCCACCGAAGUGACCGUAGUAGGGGACAAGCUCGACAUCCCCAAGCCCCCCAGCAACAUCAUCCCAAGCAGAAAUACAAACACGUCAGUGGUCGUUACGUGGGAGGAACCCAAAGAUGCUAAAGAGCUGGUCGGCUACUACAUAGAGGCCAGCGUUGUUGGCUCUGGCAAGUGGGAGCCCUGCAACAACAACCCUGUGAAGGGCACACGAUUUACUUGUCAUGGAUUGACUACGGGUCAGAGCUACGUUUUCCGAGUCAGAGCAGUUAAUGCAGCUGGACUGAGUGAAUAUUCACAGGAUUCAGAAGCAAUCGAAGUAAAAGCUGCUAUUGGGGGAGGAGAGUCUCCAGAUGUGUGGCCUGACCUGAGUGCUGCGCCUGCUGGACUAACAGACUCCAGGGGAGGCGUGCAUGAAACCUCCCGGCCAGCCUCUAAGAAAGAUGCUUUGCUUGGUCGCAAACUUAACAAACCUUCACUACCCGGUAGCUCCCACAGCCUGGGCCAAACAGAAGUGAGGAAAGUAAGUGAAACAGUUCAGGAAGAGCUUUCCCCACAACCGCAGAAAGCAGCUCCUAAGGGGAAAAGUAAGUCUGAGCCUCCGAAAAAGAAGAAGGAUAUAGCGCCACCGUCUCCACCCUGUGAUAUCACUUGUCUUGAAAGUUUUCGUGAUUCAAUGGUUCUUGGCUGGAAGCACCCAGAUAAGCCUGGAGGGGCUGAAAUUACGGGCUAUUACGUGAACUAUCGUGAGGUAAUUGAUGGGGUACCAGGAAAAUGGAGAGAAGCCAACAUCAAAGCUAUCAGUGAUGAGGCGUAUAAGAUUUGCAACUUGAAGGAGAACAUGGUCUAUCAGUUCCAAGUGGCAGCCAUGAACAUCGCUGGGCUGGGGGCACCCUCGGCAGUAAGCGCAAGCUUCAAAUGUGAAGAGUGGACCAUUGCUGUUCCAGGACCACCGCACAGUCUCAAGUGUAGCGAAGUCAGGAAAACCUCCCUGGUUCUGCAGUGGAAGCCUCCCACCUACUCAGGACGGACCCCAGUCACUGGCUACUUUGUGGACAUAAAGGAGGCCAAAGCCAAAGAAGACCAGUGGCGAGGACUCAACGAGGCGCCUAUUAAAAACGUGUACCUGAGGGUGCAAGGCCUCAAAGAAGGUGUCAGCUACGUGUUCCGAGUCCGAGCCAUGAACCAGGCAGGUGUCGGGAAGCCGUCCGACCUGGCUGGGCCUGUUGUGGCAGAAACCCGUCCAGGAACCAAAGAGGUUGUUGUAAAUGUGGAUGAUGAUGGAAUCAUUUCCUUGAACUUCGAAUGUGAUCAGAUGGCUCCAAAUUCUGAGUUCGCCUGGUCCAAAGACUACGUACCCACUGAGGACUCCCCACGAUUAGAGGUUGAAAGCAAAGGCAACAAGACGAAAAUGACCUUCAAGGAUCUUGGGGAGGAAGACUUGGGCCUUUACUCCUGUGAUGUAACAGACACAGAUGGAAUAGCGUCAAGCUACCUGAUAGAUGAGGAAGAACUGAAACGUUUGCUUGCUCUCAGCCAAGAACACAAGUUCCCAACUGUCCCAGUUAAAUCGGAGUUGGCAGUUGAAAUUUUGGAGAAAGGCCAAGUCCGGUUUUGGAUGCAGGCUGAGAAGCUGUCUGGCAAUGCCAAAGUCAACUUCAUAUUUAACGACAAGGAAAUUUUUGAAGGGCCGAAAUAUAAGAUGCAUGUUGACCGAAACACUGGUAUCAUUGAAAUGUUUAUGGAAAAGCUGCAGGAUGAGGAUGAGGGGACGUACACUUUCCAGAUUCAAGAUGGAAGAGCAACGGGUCAUUCUACUCUAGUUCUCAUUGGUGAUGUUUAUAAGAAGCUCCAGAAAGAAGCUGAAUUCCAGCGGCAAGAAUGGAUCAGGAAACAAGGUCCACAUUUUGUUGAGUAUUUGAGCUGGGAAGUGACUGGUGAAUGUAAUGUCCUAUUGAAAUGCAAGGUGGCAAACAUUAAGAAAGAGACUCAUAUUGUGUGGUAUAAAGAUGACAGGGAGAUCUCGGUGGAUGAAAAGCAUGACUUUAAGGAUGGUAUAUGUACCCUCCUAAUAACAGAGUUUUCCAAGAAAGAUGCUGGGAUUUAUGAAGUUAUCCUGACAGACGACCGAGGAAAGGAUAAGAGCAGAUUGAAGCUUGUGGAUGAAGCCUUUAAAGAGCUGAUGACUGAAGUCUGUAAAGCAAUAGCGUUGUCUGCGACAAACCUGAAGAUCCAGAGCACGGCUGAGGGCAUCCGGCUGUACUCUUUAGUUACUUACUACCUGGACGAUCUGAAAGUUAACUGGUCCCACAACGGGAAUGCUAUUAAGUACUCAGACAGAGUUAAGAAUGGGGUCACCGGGGAGCAGAUCUGGCUGCAAAUCAACGAGCCCACUCCGAACGACAAAGGGAAGUACGUGAUGGAGCUCUUUGAUGGCAAAACCGGACACCAGAGGAUGGUGGAUCUUUCAGGACAAGCGUACGAGGAAGCCUUUGCUGAAUUCCAGAGAUUAAAACAAGCAGCCAUUGCGGAGAAAAAUCGUGCCCGGGUGGUGGGCGGUCUCCCCGAUGUGGUCACCAUCCAGGAGGGCAAGGCGCUUAAUCUCACCUGCAUCGUGUGGGGUGACCCGACCCCCGAGGUCUCCUGGCUGAAGAACGAGAAGCCCCUGGCCUCCAGUGAGCACUGCAGCCUUAAGUUCGAGGCUGGCAAGACCGCCUACUUCACCAUCAGCGCGGUGAUGUCAUCUGACUCCGGCAAGUACGGGCUGGUCGUGAAGAACAAGUACGGCUCGGAGACCAGCGACUUCACCGUCAGCGUGUUCAUCCCCGAGGAGGAGGCGAGGAAGGCUGAGGAGCCCCAGAAGGGCGACAAGAAGUCCAAGUGAGGGGGCCAGCGGGAGCACAGGCGCGGCGCCGAGCCGAGCCGAGCCGCCUCCUGCCGCUACUUGUGUGCAGGCGGCUCGGGUUCAGCCUGAGGAAGCCUUGCUGCUUCCUACUCCGUUUUUGUGCUGGCUUGAGGGGGAUGAGGGUGAGAAUUGUCAAAUCUCUUAUCCAUAUAAGAGAGCACCAACUACCGGCAUUUUGAUAGUGUUUCUUUAUCUACAAAUUAUGCGUUAAGAAAAUAACAUUGGUAGCACAGAUGUUAGGAAACAGUUUUAAGGAAAAGGCCAGAAUACAGUCAGAGGGAUGUGGAACGAUGGUCUGAGGAAUGUGCUGUGGAGCAGAGUUUGGACUUGGCCAGACUUUUCACCAGUAAAUUCUUGUGGUUCAUGGUGAUACAUCAGUAUCCUGUCAAGACGAGACAAGCUGCUAAGCCAACCAGUAUGUGUCGUGUGUGGUUGCAGUCAGUAGUGAUGUGCGUUCUGCGGGCGGCCUUGUGAUCAGGAACCCCUCGGCACUAAUAAACAGUUCCCCUCCUCCGC
Messenger RNA from Vicugna pacos (alpaca), 5799 nucleotides. It is a transcript of the gene MYOM1, whose product is annotated as myomesin 1. Gene Ontology annotation, biological process: sarcomere organization. Gene Ontology annotation, cellular component: M band. NCBI's taxonomy places the organism in Eukaryota, Metazoa, Chordata, Mammalia, Artiodactyla, Camelidae. The record is from RefSeq and is a predicted model, not a curated record. Gene Ontology annotation, molecular function: kinase binding.